GUCAGUUUGAAAUAGUUAACGUUUCCUUGAUUUUUUCACUGCUCGUACAGCUGAGUAGUGAAGUGUUUUGUUUAACCCGUAGAUUUUUGACGGUACGGAACAUAAUAAAUCGCACUGAACUGUGAUCUUAUAUCGAUAAGUGAACACAAAUACAACGUCCAGUGGAUUAAUUUCCAUCAUUUCAAUCUUGAUGCUUUAACUCUUUCAAUCUAAUAUAUGUUCUAUUCCUUGGAUUUAUCUUGAUCUCGAUUUAAAUCAGAAAAUAUUAGACAAGAAAAUAUCCUAAAAUGUGUGAAAUAGAAUUGUACAGAAAAACAAAAAUAGAUAUUCCAUUACUGGCUGCUGGAAUGAUUUUGUGCAUUUUAAGUUGUUUAAUGAUUUCUGUUGGAAUAGCUAGAGUACGUGAAGAUGUUUGGAUAGCAGGAAUUCUUGUAGCUAUUGUAGGUUUACCGCUAUUCUUGUUUUUCUUGGUAGUUUUUUGUGUCAUCAGAACAAACAAUUAUACGGAAGUGUUACCAAAGCAGUAUGUACUUGGCAAAAUACCACCACCAACCUUUACAAGCAUACCAUCAGCACUUGGAUCUAUUUAUCACGCGUAAACUUUUUUCAUGAACAUAAUUCUUUGUAACUCAUUUGGAUAUUUUUUAUCUUUCCCUUUUGAUUGAUAUGAUUAGAUUUUGGUCUCAUUUCAUAACGUUAUGUGUAGAACAGUUAAACUAUUUCAAUGAAUUUUAAGUUCUUAUUACUUUUUGACGAUUUUCAAUGAGGAACGAUUGCUUUCAGUCUUACCAUUUCUUAAUUUUAACCUAUUUACUUGUAAAUAUAUAAAAUAAGUGGUUUUUAUAAUUUCUGAAAGUCCUAAUGGUUCUUUUAUAAUAAUUUUUGAACACUUUUCGUAUUGUUUGUAUGGUUUAUGGGCUUGUAUAAAUUGCAAAUUCAUGUCUGUUGACAAAGUAGAUGACAAUAAAACAAAAUCCCAUAUCAAGUUGGUUUUGACUUAACGUCUUUUUUAAUGGUAUAUCUUUUUAAUAUGUUGGUUAUAAUGUUAGAUCGUGGUUACUUACCACUUUGAAAGUUUUGGUCUGAAUUUUUGACUUAUGUCUUGUAUUAUAUUGUGUCUUCUGAGUUAAGUGGUUCAUUCACAAAGUUUUGAUUGAUGCUGUGAACGACAUCGUCGGCAGUUACUCUACAUAAAGUGUAAGACCAAUCACACUUGCAUAUAUUGAAUGGAAUUCCCCCCAUAAGUUUUUAAUCAAACUCGUUAGUCAUCUGACUAUUUGAUUUUUUAUCAUUAUUGCCAUACUUCUAGUUAUUUGCUUUUAAAGGAAUUCAAGUUGGAAUAAGCCACAAUUUCUGAAAAAAAGCGAGGUAAGAACAAAUGAUAUCUGCGACCUCCAAAUUUAAAAUCAAUGAUAAUGAAUCGUACUCAGUGAAUGGUCAUGGAAAUGGCACUGAUGUAUUUAUUUGACUAAUUGCAUUUAGUUAGAAUUACCGCUAGAAGACUGAAUAAACGAAUCAUAUGCCUAACUGGACAAAUGUAAUUCUUCUUAUGCUGAUAUUAAUACAUUGGUUUUUGUCUGAUCAAGUCAACCAAUUAGUAGACAUAACGAUACUUCAACAAUAUAUGAUCAUUAAACUCAUGAAUCAAAAGUAAUGUUACUGUACCCCUAUUUAGUUUGAAAAUCAUUGCCAUAACUGUACGCCUCUACACUAAGUUUCUGCUCAUCAAUCUGAAACACACUACUGAGGAUUUUGUUUUAUUAUUUCCUAACCGCUGCUGAUAAACUAGUAAAUCGUUUGUUGCUUCCGUAAACUGCCAUUACAUAUUCCAAUUUUGACUUGUAAACUUACGUAAUCAGUGCUAUAAACUGUUUGAAUGACUUAUCCCACCUUUUUUCUUAUUACUCUUAACUUAACCUUAUGCAACUUGUUUUAAAUUCCCAAGUUACAUUGUAUGUAACUGAUUUAUUUAUUUGGCUAAUUAAACGGACACUUCUUAUCUUUAACAAAAUAUUACAAAUUUUGCUAACAUCCUGUUUCAAAUUACUUAGUUUAUACAAUAUAAUAUGCACUAAAACUUGAAAACCAACCGUAAUUUCAAAUUCUGAUAUAUUUUUGUUAAAUCAAAAAUUAAAAAAUUAAUAUUAUUGACACCCAAUCAUUUGAUCGGUAAUAAUUUAGUAUACAAUUAUAAAAUGACGAUGUUAGUCUAGCAUGAUGAUGAACGUCUAACUAAAAAACUAUUCCUUCAUAUAUAUAAUUCUGAUAGGAAUAUAAUUUUCGGUAAUUGAAUGUAAUGUGCACUUCUAAUCAAUAGUUCAUUGAUGUUGUCAUGAGGAAGUGCAAAAUAUUUAAUGUACUGGAAAUUGAAAGAUUUGGUUAUUUGUUUUAGUUUUUUAGUUUUAACUUGACCUUGUCUGUAUAAGUGAUGUUAAACAAAAAAUUUAUUUUCAUUUUUAUCAGCUUAUUUUUGUUAAAUGAAAUUAGUUUUGGAUAUAUUUUGGUCUGUCGAAAAAUGAAAAAAGACAAUAAAAGAAGCUAUCAUGGAUAUGGUGGUUAUUGCUAUGACUGUAUAUUCAUCUGUCGUGUAUUUACAAAUGAUAUGAAACGACCGGAAUCGUUUCAACCUAGAAAACGCGGUCCACAACAUCCAGAUGAAGCAUUAAAAGAAAAACUUCGCAGAAAUUCAGUACCUAGAGGUAUCUAUGAUAAUCCGUAUAACCCUGGUUUGUGGCGUCGUACGACAACAUUGACUGCACCAUACACUAGUUAAUACAUAGUAAAUACAAAUAAAUAAAGUUAUUCAGUAUAUUAUUUGCCAUCCAAUAUUAUUAUUUAAUUUCCAGAUCGUCUAAUAAACGUGAACAAAUGAUAAUUACUUUUCCAUCAAAUAAAAUAUUGUUUUAAUAUCUUUUGCUUGUUUCUCACAAAUUCUAUUGGAAAUAUUCCUCUAAUAGCCAAUAAUCAAACCAGUAACAUUUUGUGGAACCUGACAUACUAUAACCAAAGCGCAGUCGAUCUUCGUUUUUUUCUUUUACUCUUGAUCGUAAAAACCAAUGGUCAUAUUUUAAAUGAACAAAACGCAUAACAGCCAAAAGCUGCUAACAAGAUAGUGCUCAAAAAUCACGUCAAAGAUACCUACUAUGUGGUGAUUCUGUUUGUUCUAUUAAUAAUGUACAUCGUUCAGUACGUUGUUAACUUCCACUUCAACUUUAUUCCGGUUAUUUUCUAAAGUUUUGGAUAACAAAAGCACUGUUGUAUUUAAUUAAAUCCUGGAAACACUUUUAGCAGUAUGUGGAUACCCAAAAUACGUAAUUCUAUAUAUCUUCAAUAUUGCUGCUGACCUCGUUAGUUUUGUUGGAUACGGUCUAGCUGAAGGCGCUCGGUCACGCAUCCGUACCAGAUCACUAGUGGAUAGGCCGUGUUACGCAUCUCUUUCAAUUGCUAGCCAGUUUAGACCAGACGAUCGAGAGCUUCUCAAAUAUAUCUUCGAACCCCU
This is a messenger RNA of Schistosoma haematobium, 3499 nucleotides long. RefSeq lists its product as uncharacterized. The coding region runs from base 2429 to 2773 and encodes 114 amino acids. NCBI's taxonomy places the organism in Eukaryota, Metazoa, Platyhelminthes, Trematoda, Strigeidida, Schistosomatidae. The record is from RefSeq and is a predicted model, not a curated record. The transcript is spliced from 3 exons.